Messenger RNA from Prorocentrum cordatum, 666 nucleotides. The record is from the annotation of a GenBank genome assembly. NCBI's taxonomy places the organism in Eukaryota, Dinophyceae, Prorocentrales, Prorocentraceae.
AUGCUGUGCCUGGCUCCCACCCCGAUCGUGGCGUCGCCGUUCCUGGUCGGCGAGGCGGAGCUCGGCGAGCUGGCGCGCCGCUGCUCCGCGGACUGGAUCCGGUCGCUGCCCCCGGAUGUGCUCGACCCAGCCGGCAGCGCCCCGGUGUCGCUGGAGAUCUUGAACGGUGUGAAUGGGGUCCUGGGCAGUCUCAAGCAGCCGAGCGCGUGGAACAGCGUCCACCCGGACAACCCGUGCGGCGUGCUCCGGCUGCGGGCGCGGCGCGGCCACGCGAGCGGCGAGACGCACGGCGGGCCGGCUCACAACGACGAGGGCCUCGAGGAGGGGAUGGAGCUGUACCGGUCUGAGGGCAGCGACUGGUGUGUCCGGCUGUGGGAGAUCCCGGAGGAGCUCGGGCUGACUGGGCCCGUUCUCGUGGGGGACACCAUCGGGACCGGCACGACGCUGGCGGGUGUGCUCGGCUGGCUCACGGAGAAGAUGGCCGCAGCCAGCUGCGUGCAGGACGUCCAUGUGUUCACGAUCGCCGGCGCAGCCGCCUGGGGCACCGACGGUGGCGCGCUGAAGAAGCUCGCCCCGGUUGACGAGGCACUCGCGGCGCACGGCAGGCAGCUGACGGUGACCUUCUGCAACGCUCGAUUCGCGCUGCAGCACAACGCACCGGCCUGA